AUGGAGAGUCACAGCAACUUCAGCAGCGCUCGUGCCAACGCCUGCGCUUACAGCGGCAAAUGGAUGUUCGAAGUCGUGCUAGGCACGGGCGGCGUUCAGCAGAUCGGUUGGUCCACACUAGAGUGUCGCUUCUCGAACGAGAAUGGCGUUGGCGAUUCUGCCGAUUCGUACGCGUACGACGGUGCUCGAGUGAAGCGGUGGAACAAGACCAGGCCGGCGGCCUACGGCCAGCACUGGCUGCCUGGCGAUGUUAUCGGCGUGUGCAUCGACCUUCCAGUCCAGCCAUCGCCGGUCGCUACCGAGAACGGCGAAGGCCUGGAAUCAGAGGAGAAGAACAAGGCUGUCGACGUCGACUCUCUCCCGGAAAGCGGAGAGACCCCGAGCCAGGAGUCGCAAGACGGUACCGCCGAAAAGCAGAGCGAGGAGGCGAGCGAGAAGCGAGACGCCGAGGAAGCUAUUGAAGAGGACGAUAGCGAGGAAGAGGAGGAGGAGGAGCUCUAUGGCACGAUCAGCUUCUACAGGAAUGGAGAGCCACUGGGUCCCGCCUUCCAGAAGGUGCGGACUGGAACCGGGCUGGCCUACUUUCCCACGAUUUCCCUGUCUCAUAGGGAGAGGUCUCUUCUCAACUUCGGAUCAAAGCCGUUCUACUUCCCCGUGCCCGGGUUCCAACCGAUUCAACAGCAACCCACCUCGAUCAAGCUCAAGAAGGCGGAUUACCUCUUCGAGUGCCUGGAGCGCUUGAUCUGUCACUCUGUCAGUGCCGCCCUCUCUUCUCCUGCCACGAGCAGUAGCAGCUCCACUUCCACCUCUUCGCCCCACUCUCCUUCGCUCUACCAGUUCGUGCUGCCUCAGGAGGACGUCACCAUCCUCGCAGCCAAGAUCUUGGAGAACUUGGCUGAGUACCUGGCCGACGACUACAUCAUCGUUUCGUCCUUCAUCCCCUUCCUCGUUCGACUCCUCGAGGAGGACACUACGACUCACGAAAACGGAAACCACCAUGCCCGCAUCAGCUACAACGGCGAAAGGGCAGUGGCCAAGCUGCUCGACCUCAUGGCGAUCUGUCUCGAGCCGUUCGAGUUAGUGCCCUGCAUCGAUGCCACGAUCCACCAUCUGACGGUGAAAGCGCGCUGCGAACUGCCAGGUGGGUUCGAGCACCUGCCCAAGGACCCGAGCGACGUCAAGUCAUCGAAGGGUCCCUACGCCAAGUGGGCACCCAGUGAAUACAUUCACAGCGUGAAGCUCCUGGUGAACCUCCUCAAGUCGUCUCACGUGAUGAACCUCCAGCUCAACGAUUUGCUGGAGGCCAUGUUCACAUCGAAGCAACCUACGAUGGGCGACCUGGUACACGUGUUCCCUUCGGUGCAUUGGGAGGGCUCUCUAGAGGAUGGCAAGUCGGUGUCGAAAGAGAAGUACGAGGAGAGACUCGGUCAGAUGAAGGCGCUGGUGGAGGAGCACGACGAGCUCUUGGUCAAGCUGUGCUCGCUCUUCCUCGGCGACGACACUCCAAACGUGAGCCAGUGGCGAGACGAAGGCCGUAAGGUCAGGCACUCGCGACGACGAAGGAUCAGCCUCACGCCGCACGAGGAGCGUGAGCGAAAAUCGCCGCAGGGCAUCUUCCUGGAGUUCCUAAAGCUCAUCGUUGACAAGAACUCUGCCUUCAACAGAGACCCGCCACCUCCCGGCCUGUCGGACAACUCGACCCUAGCUAGCCUUUACUUUGCGCUGCUGGGCACGCUCGAAGACUACUUGGCUGCGUCGACGAGAACGGCCGCGCGGUUCCCUGUCGGGUUCUUCUGUGGAAAGCACCUGGACGCGUUCGACCUCACCAGGCUUGGCGGGUUGAUGGGACAUCUUCGGAAGAACUAUCCAGUGAAGCUGGUCGACCUCAAGAAGAAGAGGAUCGCCAAGAGGACGAACCGAAAGGCCGGGGGAGAGCGAAGGAAGGACAGCAAGGACCGUACGGUGAGCCGACACGGCCACCCCGAGGAGAACGGGCUCGUCCACGCGGAAGUGGAGGAGGAGAUUUCCGAGGAGAGCAUCGAGUCCGCGGAGCCGCCGCUCGAGGUGAUAGCCUUGAAUUCCGCCAUCACUUUCUUCAGAUACAUUAUGGGCGUGAUGUUCAAGGCUGCGGCCAUUCAGAUGCAGAACCGGCUACAGGCGAUUGCGCUGUUGGAGGAUAUGGAUGCCAGGAUCGCCAAGGCCAAGAGCGAAGGCUCUACAGAGGAGGCUGACCACCUUCAAAACGCGCGUGGCGUGUAUCUCGAGGAUGCCAUUGAGUCCACUAAGGAGAAGCGGAUGUACGACCUGGUCAUCUUCUUGGUGCGCCUCUUCCGGAACAUCUCCGACGAGACUCCAGAGGCGUUCCCCUACAUCCCGCAAAUGUAUCUCGAGACCUCCAUUGAGGCCUUCCACUCGUUGCGCAGAGCCGAUCCGCCCUACGACCUCCUGCAAGAGUCGAACAGGGAGGGGAUGCAAGAGGUGCUCACAUUCCUCAUCACGCAUUUCCCCGAUGCACGGAUCAUCAACCCCGCAAGACUCAUGUGCCAUGUCAUGUCAUUCCCUCGCCGUAUAGACACAAGGGAUUCGCUGCUGCAGUCCAUUUCCGUGCUCCUGCAGCAACCCAACUUUGUACAGCACUUGGAGGCAAACCCCAUUGCGCGGGAGCAGCUGCUGCCGAUGAUGAUCGCGGCAUUUGACAACCGCAAUUGGGCCACCGUUGCCACCAUGUUUCCCCGACUUCUGAAGGGCAAGGGCUUCGCGCAAGACGCCAAGGCCAAAGAGGGCGACAACGAGCCCUCUGAGGUCUUCGCCGCGCUGCUCAGGCAGUUCUAUGAGAGCGACAAGGCCGAUGGCGGCAAUGUGAUGUCCGAGUUCAUCAACAAGCUCUUCAACAAUUUGAACUGGACAGUGUCGGAGCUGGAGGUCGCCAUGCGAAACUUAAUCCAAUCGACACAAAACGUGUUCGCCUAUGAGGAAGAGACGCAGACGCUUCAGCGACGAUGCAGCAUCAUGUUCGAACUAUCGGUUUCCCUUCUCAGAAUGGUGGAGGCCAUCUCGCUCGAGACUCCCAGGGCCAUUCUGGAUGAAGAGCUCAAUAUCGCUCGCAUAUGUGAGCUGCUGCUGUACGUCGUCAGCAGAACGACCACCGGGCCAAACGCGUCGAUCUUUGAGAGUGUCACCUCGCUCGACAUUAUGCGCGUCGGCAGAGUUUCGCAGAUCACUCGGUUUGCGAUCUUGGCACCCGUCGUGGGCAUUCUGCUCAACCUCCAUCGACCUCGAACAACAGGAACGGAGCCUCCGAAGUACGACGUCAUCGACACCCUGCUGGCCACCGCGCAGUUCACGAUGGAGACCCUCGACUACAUUGCCGGUCUGGCCUGGAGUGCUGAACUGUCUCCAGCGCGUGUCGACGACGAACUGCGACGUCUGGACGGGUUCAUGCAGGACCUCAAGAACAGGGACGCCGAGAAGAAGGACAAGGAGAUCAACACCAGCCAGUCCGCCGAUGAGGAGGGCGAGCUCUGUCCCAUCUGCUACGCCGACGUGAUCAAUACCACGUUUUUGCCGUGCAAGCAUCAGUCGUGCAAGAGGUGCAUCCAGCGGCACAUGCUGCAGAGCAAGACGUGCUUCUUCUGCAAGGCUGAUGUGGCUUCUCUUGAGUUUGCAUGA
This is a messenger RNA of Acanthamoeba castellanii str. Neff, 3669 nucleotides long. Its product is annotated as SPRY domain containing protein. Lineage: Eukaryota; Discosea; Longamoebia; Acanthamoebidae. Bases 1 to 3669 code for a protein of 1222 amino acids. The transcript is spliced from 23 exons. The record is from RefSeq and is a predicted model, not a curated record. Gene Ontology annotation, molecular function: protein binding; ubiquitin-protein transferase activity. Gene Ontology annotation, cellular component: cytoplasm.